This is a messenger RNA of Rhinichthys klamathensis goyatoka, 2577 nucleotides long. Its product is annotated as zinc finger protein basonuclin-2. The record is from RefSeq and is a predicted model, not a curated record. The coding region runs from base 413 to 2119 and encodes 568 amino acids. Lineage: Eukaryota; Metazoa; Chordata; Actinopteri; Cypriniformes; Leuciscidae. Gene Ontology annotation, biological process: regulation of DNA-templated transcription. Gene Ontology annotation, cellular component: nucleus. The transcript is spliced from 7 exons.
UAUUGACAAAUACCAGUUCUGCGGUGAGUUUCUGUCUGUUUCUCGAGUGUGUGUGUGUGUGUUGUCCCCCUUUAUAGCGCCGAUGUGCCAAGUUGGAUCGAGCACAAAGAGAGGAGUUCUCGUCUCAAUGUGGGACAGCAGAAAGUGGCAUCAGAGGGAAAGAGGACUAAAGUGUUGAUUCGGGCUCCGCUGCCAAAGGCCUGGUUUGCGUGCCGUUCCGGGGUUUGAUGCCGCAGGACAAAGGAACGCUCUCCUCCAAUCAGACGGGCCGCUCUGCUGUUCUCAUUAAGAGUGGGAGGAGUCUUGCAGUUUUGGAGUGAUGGUGAUUCUGCUGUAAUAUUCACUGAUGAUCUGAUCAGAACUUCAGCGGACUGACCCGGACCCGAUCCCGAUCCCGCAGGAGUCUGAAGACAUGGGGACGUGGACACACACACUCCACCAGGAGGCGGACAGUGACGAGUCUCUCCUGAAGCGUGAGGAACGGAUGGCGUCUGUGAAGAUGAAGGAGACUGGCUGCACACACUCAGACUGCCUCUGUGAGCGCUUUCUGCCGGGACGACAUCAUAUCCGGUCAUGUGAUCGCUGUGAUCACGGCUGGGUCGCCCACGUGGUUGGGAUGGUGUGUCCAGCGCUGGUGUGUUCGGGGCAGGUGGAGAUCGUUCAGAGUGACGGUGUGUUUGACAUCGCGAGUCUGAUUCUGUUCGGGACGCAGGCGCUCCCGGUGCGUAUGAAGAUCCUGCUGGACCGGCUGUUCAGCGUCCUCACACACACACAGGUGCUCAACAUCAUACACACUCUGGGCUGGACGCUGCGAGACUAUGUGAGAGGAUACAUGCUGCAGGACUGCAUGGGGAAGGUUCUGGACCGCUGGGUCUCCAUGAGCUCGGAGGACGAGGUCGCGACCCUGCGGCAGUUCCUGCGUUUCGGGGAAACCAAACCCAUCGUGGAGCUCAUGUUUGAGGAGGUCCGUCCGGGAGCAGAUCCCAGUCCCUCCGAGGAACGAGAACACUCCCAGAACCCAGCGUUCCCUCUGCCGCUUCCCUUCAUCAGCGCGCCGCUCUUCCCAGCGGAUUCUCAUCCGGUCCCGCAAACACUGAGCAAGCAGAGCGUGUGCGAGACGAGCAACACGGAGAUAAACACGCGGAAACACGCCGAGCCGCGUCUCCAUGAUCCCUCGGGAACGCGCGAGCGCCGGCACGGAUCGUCCGCGGGGAAAGGCCGCGUGAGCUGCGACGAGUGCGCUAAGACGUUCUACGAUAAAGGAACGCUGAAGAUCCACUUCAACGCGGUGCAUCUGAAGAUCAAACACCGCUGUACGAUCUCCGGCUGCAACAUGAUGUUCAGCUCGCUGCGCAGCCGCAACCGGCACAGCGCUAACCCCAACCCGCGCCUGCACGCCGCGCUAGAGCAUGUGGCCCGCAGAUUUAGACCUGUUUCCAUGGCAACCACCAACACGCGAAUGCACGCCGCGCUCGAUCACGUGACCUGCGGACCCCCGCCUGUUUCCAUGGCAACCAGCAUCACGCGAAUGCACGCCGCGCUCGAUCACAUUACCCGCAGACGCAUGCCUGUUUCCAUGGCAACCACCAACACGCGACUACACGCCACACUCGAUAACGUGACCCGCGGAUGCACACCCGUUUCCAUGGCAACCACUAUCACGGUCUCGACCGACCAUCGUCCAGGCGUCUGUGAGGCUCACAACAUCUCAGGAGGAGGUGGAGCUACAGGCAACCGUGCAGCCAAUCAGAAUGGCCGCAGUGAUUUGAUUGACAUGGCGCCUCAAAAGAAGUCGCGGAAGUCCAGCACGCCGCUGAAGUUCAAGCCGGCGGUUUGCAUCGAGAAUGAUGAUGAUCACGUCACAAUAUCACCACGGCGACUAGUCAACAGUCUCCAUGGCAACAAGCAUCACACGUUCAACACCCGUAACUACAAACGGCUUCCCAAGACACUGUGUGGUUACCAUAGCAACGUAGAAGAGGGAAACAAUGAGAUGACGAGAGAGUUUCCAAGAGUCGAUGACGAACGGAAAGAGAUAUAUCGACAUCUGCUAAAGGUCAAAGAGGAGAUGUGUGACCCCACCUGUGACUGUAGAGGUCAUCGCCAUAGCAACCUGUGACACUGUAGAAGUCAUCGCCAUAGCAACCUGUGACACUGUAGAGGUCAUCACCAUAGCAACCUUUGAGUGUAGAGGUCAUCGACAUAGCAACCUGUGACUGUAGAGGUCAUCGCCAUAGCAACAUGUGACUGUAGAGUUCAUCACCAUAGCAACAUGUGACUGUAGAGUUCAUCACCAUAGCAACAUGUGACUGUAGAGGUCAUCGACAUUGCAACCUGUGACUGUAGAGGUCAUCACCAUAGCAACCUGUGACUGACAGCUCGAGAUCAGAACUGACUCUGUGUUCCUGGUUUUAUUGUGAGCGAUUCAUCAAAGCAGGUUUUUCAUAAAAAAUGACAUGCAUUUGUGAACUUGAAACAAAAUAUAAUAACUUGUAAUGCUGUUGGCUCAAAAUCUUGUAUGACAUUUAAUGCUGGUUAAUGUAAAGUAUUAAAGGUUACGGAGAUAAGGUUAUAUUA